CUGAACAAGCGUGUGAGAAGAUCCAGGAACAACAUCAGAUACUCACCGGGAAGGCAAAAUGGACAGUUGUGUUGACAAUGGGAAGCUCAUGGGGGAAAAAAAGGACAUUUUGACUGCAAAGGAACUUAAUGACAUAGUGGAACAGACAACAAACCAUGAUUUCGAAAUCUUAGAUCACUACAUAAGACCAGCUUGUGAGGAAGGCCUUAAAGGAUUUGUCGGGGACCACUUCAAGAUGACCGUAACCGUAAAGGAAUGUGAUCGUGUGAGGAAGAUGCAUUUGUUUAUCAAGACUUUGCCGCUGGUGAAUAAGCCAAAGACAGAUUUUAUUAUUGAAAACCAAUUUUUCAAGAGGGAGGCUUUAAUGUUUAAUUUGCUUGAAGAGAUGGAAGAUAUGGACGGUCAGAACUCUUGGUACUCAAAGGCCUUCAUUCAUAGCGAUAAGCUUCUAGUAAUGCCUGACCUCUGCGUGCAGGGCUACGAGGCCUAUCCUACGCAAAGAUAUUUUGAUAAAGAACACGUGUUGGCCACUGCCACGUCUCUCGCACGUUUCCACGCUGCAUUCGCGAAUUAUGUGUCAAAGAAGACAGCUGAAGAUUGUGGGUACGAUUUUUUUGAUAUUUACGGCGAUAUUGUGUGCGAACCGCCAAUGUCCUUUUGUGAUUCGCCUUGGAUACGAGCUGCUGCAAAACUAAGCAACAACUUGCUUAAAGAGUUCUCAUUAAAAAAACAUGAGUACCCAACGGACUUGGAGGAGAAAUUAUGUAAACUUUUUGUUAAAGGCUGUGCCACGCUAAAAGAAUAUAAAGAUACACUGAAUGUUAUAGUUCACAAAGAUCUGUGGGCAAAUAAUAUACUCUUCAAAUAUGAAAGUGGUAAAAUUACAAAUGCUGUGCUACUAGAUUUUCAGUGUAUUCGCUUCGCUCCACCUGCGUUUGAUGUCAUAUCAUUACUAUACUUGUCUACUUCUAGAGAUUUCAGGGAACGAUACGGAAAUCAAGUACUCCGGCAAUACUAUUCUGAAUUCAAGGAUAAUUUGAAUGAGCUGACGACAAGAAGGUUGCAAGAUUUAGGUUAUGACGAAGAAUCAUUUUUGGAUUGGGUUGAGAAAGCAAGAUUGUUUGGCAUGUUGGUGGCGAUUGCUAUAUUUCCGUAUGCUUUAAUGGAACCGAGUGCCGCUCAAAAAGCAUUUGAUAAUCCAGACACGUAUGUGGAAUACUUAGAAGUAGAUAGAUCAGUGCCGGUCUUAGCCCAUGCACGGGAGAACUCCCACUACAAAAUCAGGCAGUUGGAAGUUUGCGAAGAGUUCGUUGAAAGAUUUGUAUCGACAUCUUAAGCGCAAAAAUAUUCGAGAUAAGUUUUAGCAAAUCAAUAACGCUGGUAUCCAAAUGUUUCCUUUUUUUUAUUACCUUCUUGAACGCUUUCUUAGGUAGUAAUUUGAAGUCGCUAAUUGCAGAUCUUCCCUCCGAUAAAGGUAACACCCUAAUUCAAAUUACUUAGUUCUCACUUUAUUUCGAUCAGAUUAGAAAACAAGGCCAUUACUAAAAUUUAUCAAGAUCUCAAGAAGAGAGUUCUACGAGCACUCGUUUACAGUGCAAGCCAUUGAGCUGUCGACAUAGGGCAGUCUAAAUCACUUGAUAAAUUUAAGAAAGCUGUCAAAAAUCACUAAAGUUUACAUUAAGGACGAGUUGUAAUAUUAUUUACUGUUAUUAAUGUAUUUA
Messenger RNA from Pararge aegeria (speckled wood butterfly), 1721 nucleotides. RefSeq lists its product as uncharacterized. Lineage: Eukaryota; Metazoa; Arthropoda; Insecta; Lepidoptera; Nymphalidae. The transcript is spliced from 2 exons. The record is from RefSeq and is a predicted model, not a curated record. The coding region runs from base 59 to 1336 and encodes 425 amino acids.